Messenger RNA from Mangifera indica (mango), 1583 nucleotides. RefSeq lists its product as uncharacterized. Gene Ontology annotation, biological process: NADPH regeneration. The transcript has 12 exons. The record is from RefSeq and is a predicted model, not a curated record. Gene Ontology annotation, cellular component: cytoplasm. Gene Ontology annotation, molecular function: oxidoreductase activity; nucleotide binding. The coding region runs from base 172 to 1239 and encodes 355 amino acids. NCBI's taxonomy places the organism in Eukaryota, Viridiplantae, Streptophyta, Magnoliopsida, Sapindales, Anacardiaceae.
AGUUUUCGAAUAAUAUAAUAACUCACUCUCGCUCUCUCUUUCAACCUUCAAGUCGCUGCAGUACAUGUUAAUUCCAUUCUCUCUCAAUCUUGGGGACGCUUUUUGCGGUAUAAUUUUCCUUUGGAAGCAACAUUUCGGUUCUAGAUAUUACUUGAUCUAAACUCCGUUAACAUGACAACUCCACAAAUCGCGAUUCUUGGCGCCGGAAUUUUCGUUAAAACGCAGUACAUUCCGCGGCUUUCCGAGAUCUCUGACAUCGUUUCCGUCAAAUUCAUUUGGAGCCGCACCGAGGAAUCAGCGAGCAACGCGGUUGAGAUUGCGCGUAAACAUUUUCGUGGUGUGGAGGCUGUUUGGGGAGAUCAAGGACUUGAUCGGAUUAUUAAUGAUGAUUCGAUUCUUGGCGUUGCGGUGGUUCUUGCUGGACAAUUUCAGGUUGAUAUGUCACUGAAGCUUCUGAAGGCAGGGAAGCAUGUCCUCCAAGAGAAACCAGCAGCAGCUGGUAUAAGGGAGAUAGACAAGGCAUUGUCAGGAUACAACUCUAUUCUUGCCAAUGUUCCUGGUCAACCAAUUUGGGCUGUGGCAGAAAAUUAUCGAUUUGAACCUGCCUUUGUCAAGGCCAAGAAACUAAUGGCGGAGAUUGGGGAUAUGAUGAGCGUCCAAGUUAUUGUUGAAGGAUCAAUGAACAGUUCUAAUCCUUACUUCUCAAGCUCUUGGAGGCGAAAUUUUACUGGAGGCUUCAUUUUGGAUAUGGGGGUUCAUUUCAUUGCAGGAUUGAGGAUGCUCAUUGGAUGUGAAGUUGUCUCUGUAUCAGCUACGACCUCUCAUGUGGACAAAACAUUACCUCCCCCAGAUAACAUAUCAUCCAACUUUCAACUGGAGAAUGGAUGCUCUGGAGUUUUUGUGAUGGUUGUUUCCAGUAGAUCUCCAAAGAUAUUCUGGCGAGUUGUUGGCUUGAAAGGAACAAUACAACUGGAGCGUGGAAACCAAAAUGGACAGCAUGGUUACACGGUUUUAUAUUAUACUGCUGAUGGGCAGUGCCAAAGUUUCUUCUACCCAUUUAGUGGAGUGACUGAUGAACUUAAAACUUUCAUACAUGACAUUCAGGAGGCUAAGGGAAAUGGGCAUGAAGUAGAGCCCCGCUUGUCAUAUAUUGAAGGUGCCAGAGAUGUUGCUAUUCUGGAGGCAAUGAUGGAAUCAGGAUCCAAAAAUGGAGCCCUGGUUCACAUUAAAAAAUUGUAGGUCGACGAUCACAUCCUCCGCCUUGGGCAACAUGAUUCUUGUGCUCUCUUUGUUUUUGGUCCAAUAUUCUCAGUUCAUUCUUCAAAAUAUGAUAGAGGUUAAAUACUGCAAACUGGAAGGCGAGAUACGGCUCCUCUGUAGUGAUUAAAUUUCUGAGUGGUUGGCUUGAAUUUGUUAGUUAGAGAGGAAGAGGGAAAUAAAAAUGAUAAUAAUUCUUUGUUGUAGCAUGUGUGGGGGUGGGGCAAGAAGCAAUACAAUGCCCUUAGUAAAUUCUUGUUUUAUCAGUGUAUUGUUUGUGUUUACUGUAUUUUAUCGUUUUAAAGGCGACUGAUUGUGUUUUUUAA